CUCCGAGUCCCUCUCUUUGAACUUGUCGCAUGGCCCCAAAGUGCUCUGCCCUCCCGCGUGCGGAUCUACCAGCGGACAAAUAAAAGGACCAUCCUCACCUCUCGGCGUCUAUUUCGGGAAAUCUUAGAUCUCUCGGGCAUGCUACGAAACUCCCAAACUCUCCAAAAGCUCGUUGCUGUUGGAUGACGCGCGCGCGCCACACGGCAGCAGCCUCAUGUCGGGCUGAGACUUUAUCGGAUGCCUCUAAUGAAAGAUCCAAACGCCACAGCGGCGGCCAUGGCUUACAAUACUUUCCCAUCUCGUCAAUCGGGUGCCUUGCCGUUGUCAGCCUUCUUUUCCGCGGCUCAGCCCUCGUUUUUCCCCGGGCUGCCUUUUCCGGACGUCGCCCCGCGGUCCGAGCCUUCGUCCGGACGGGCUGCCUCCGACGCGGAGCUGCUCGCGGCUCUGGGCCGCCACCAUCAGCCGGUCCAGAGCCUGCCGCCGGAGGACGGGCUGGAAGAUGACCCGAAAGUCACGCUGGAUUCCAAAAAACUAUGGAAUGAGUUUCACAAAAUGGGAACGGAGAUGGUUAUUACAAAAUCGGGAAGGCGGAUGUUUCCGGCGUUCAAAGUGCGGGUGGAUGGGCUGGUUGAAGCUGCAAAGUAUAUCUUGCUGAUGGACAUUGUCGCAGUCGAUGACUGCCGCUACAAGUUCCACAACUCCCGCUGGGUGGUGGCUGGGAAAGCUGACCCGGAGAUGCCAAAGCGCAUGUACAUCCAUCCAGACAGCCCGUCCAAAGGGGAGCAGUGGAUGAGCAAGCCCGUCGCAUUUCAUAAACUCAAACUCACCAACAACAUUUCCGAUAAGCAUGGAUUUACAAUUCUGAAUUCAAUGCAUAAAUACCAACCCAGGUUUCAUAUUGUGAGAGCCAACGAUAUAAUGAAGCUUCCGUACAGCACCUUCCGGACUUACGUUUUCCCGGAGACGGAGUUCAUCGCUGUCACUGCGUAUCAAAAUGAAAAGAUUACACAACUAAAAAUCGACAACAAUCCGUUUGCCAAAGGAUUCAGAGAAACAGGAAAUGGAAGGCGAGAAAAGAGGAGCAAGCAUUUAACCAUUUCUUCAAUGAGCCAACGCACAGCUGACCUGGACUGUGCUGAUUCUGAUGACUCGUGUGAACAACCCAGUACCAGUGAUCCAUUAUAUUCCCCCCGGGAGCUGGUGACCAGCCCUCUGAUGUCCACACCAACCUGCCCAGAUGACGACAAUUUUGAAAGUGCCUCAGAUAUUGAUCAACAAGAUGAGGACUAUGCUGAAGCUGGCCAUUCCAGGGGCGAAUUUAUAUCUUCUUUGAGCCAGAAGAGGGAGGGAAUACUGUGGAACCGGCCUAGUCUCAGUAAGGAUGACGGCCAUCAGGACACAACCAAAGAAAGAACAAUAUUUGGAUCACCAGAUCUGAUGUACUCUGCGGAGAGGGAUUCUUCUAAAAGGCACACGAGCGAAAUCCAACAUGGCGUCCUGCCAAUGAUGUUGCAGACGCAGAGUUCAUUGCCUCUCGCCGCUGGUCACCUCCAGACUUUUGAUUUCCCGAGUGCCCAUAGCCAACAGUUCCUUAAGCUCGGAGCUCCGUUGUUGUUUGACCCGGGACAGUUGCCAUUGAAGCCAGAGGGUACGGGACGUCUGUUGGCUUCUUUGCCUGCAGUAGAAAACAGAGGCCUGCCUUCUCAAAGCAUCACCUCUCCAUCUCCCUUCAUGUUUCACCUUUCACAGCACAUGCUGGCAUCUCAGGGAAUCUCACUGUCACCCUUUGGAGGAUUGUUCUCCUAUCCUUACGGCUACAUGUCGGCCCCAGCUCUCCCCACCUGUUCGGCAACCACUACGUUGGCAAGAAACCCCUGUUUCCGCAGCUCUCGGCCAUUGUUGCGAUUCAGCCCUUAUCAGAUCCCAGCCUCGUUCACCUCGAGCCCAAACCUGCUUCCAACCAGAUCCCCUGGUCCUUCAAACUCACAGUCCGAGGCGUCCAAGUCAGGGAGCAGAGAGACGAGUUUAGCGCCCGACAAUCACCGUCAACAAACGAAGGUGAAACAAAAGACUUUGCCCCCGGAAUACGUCAAAGGCUGCGCUGCUAAACACGCAUGACUUGGUGGACUUGAUGAACAACCUCGUCGAGAAUACACUCACGGUUUACUUGUUUUUCAUGUUAAACCUGGUGGAUGCACUCUGAUGGACACAACACAGGUUUAUGAAAAUGCACGUGAUAAUCACCUAAAACAAGUAUUUUGCUAGAAACUGCAUGCGUGGCUGCUAAUCAACAUGUCAUUUAUAACAUCAAAAAUCCUGCCAGAUAAAUACGGAUUUAGUGAUUUGCAAGUCAAAAGACGCACAAACAUUCGUCAACAUAACAUUUCCGUGUGAAGCAAGUUGUCAUUACGUGGAAAUAUAUGGUGUUGAGCUGUUAAAUGCAUAUCGGGGUGUCUUUUGAUUUACAAACAUACCAAAACAAUGCUUUUAGGAAAUUUUACAGAAAUCAAAAGAAUUAUGCUAAUUGGAUUUUUCUUCAGGGAGAACCGGCUAUGCAAUACUCAACUCCCAACAGCAGUGUGCUUUAAAUAUGAAUAAAACACAUUUGUUUGGCUUCAUUCCUCAUGAUGGUGUACAUAUUUUCCUCAUCAUGACAAAUCUUUAAUCUACCUGGUAACUGUUUUCACCUUGUGUUGAUGUACCAAAGCUGCACCGUGGACUUUGAGAGCAAACUCAGGAUUCUUUUUUAAAUGUAUUUUUACCAGCACUUAAGAAAAUUGUUUUCAGCAAGGUUGUUUGCCAAAUUAUUCAGGUCAACUGUGCUUUUUUCACAAUUUAAAUAAAGAUGUGGUUCACAUUUUCUUAAAAUGUUUAUAAUAAUGCUAUAGUUGAUGUUGCACAUUAUAUAUUCAGAUGUCUAUUCUCAGCAACGUCACUUUACCUCUGCUGUCUGUAGGCUUCUGCUGUAUUGAGUGAUUAAAAGAACACAAGCAACAAUUGGC
Messenger RNA from Pungitius pungitius (ninespine stickleback), 3002 nucleotides. RefSeq names its product T-box transcription factor TBX2b-like. Gene Ontology annotation, biological process: regulation of transcription by RNA polymerase II; cell fate specification; positive regulation of DNA-templated transcription. The record is from RefSeq and is a predicted model, not a curated record. The transcript is spliced from 7 exons. Lineage: Eukaryota; Metazoa; Chordata; Actinopteri; Perciformes; Gasterosteidae. Gene Ontology annotation, molecular function: DNA-binding transcription factor activity, RNA polymerase II-specific; RNA polymerase II cis-regulatory region sequence-specific DNA binding. Gene Ontology annotation, cellular component: nucleus. The coding region runs from base 238 to 2118 and encodes 626 amino acids.